GGUGCCAUUCCCUUCCGCACGCACGAACACACACCGCCGACCGACAACCACUUCUCCGUCAUCCUUAGCCACAUCCUCCGCGAGACCUGAGAGGUGAUCGAGGAGCCAUGGCUGCAGCGGCCGCACCGUCUCGCCGCGCGCCGGCGCUGCCCCUCGUGGCCACCGCGCUGGCGCUGGCGCUGGCGCUUGCGCCGCGCCCGGCGGGGGCGGCGCUGUCGUGCUCCACGGUGUACAACACGCUGAUGCCGUGCCUCGGGUACGUGCAGUCGGGCGGUGCGGUGCCCCGGGCGUGCUGCUCGGGGAUCCAGAGCCUCCUGUCCGAGGCGCGCACCACCCCCGACCGCCGCGCCAUCUGCACCUGCCUCAAGAACGUGGCGGCGGGCGCCGCCGGCGGCCCCUACAUCAGCCGCGCGGCGGGGCUGCCCGGCAGGUGCGGCGUCUCGCUGCCCUACAAGCUCAGCCCCAACAUUAACUGCAACUCGAUCAACUGAGGUGCCUCGAUCUACUGUCAACCGUGAAGUCUUCGGCACGAGAUCAUGGAGGGCCGUAGGAGCUGCUGCUUCUACUGGCCUUAAUUAAUAAAGUUGUGAGAUUUAAGAGCGGUGAAUCUCUUACUAUACUGUAUAUAUGCUUGAAGCAUAUAUAUGUAUACGUUGUGGAAUGAUAUGAAUAAAUGGACGCAAUCGUAUCGUACAUAUUCUA
Molecule: messenger RNA, 702 nt
Organism: Panicum hallii
Lineage: Eukaryota; Viridiplantae; Streptophyta; Magnoliopsida; Poales; Poaceae
Product: non-specific lipid-transfer protein 1-like
Exons: 2
Coding region: 108-491 (127 amino acids)
Biological process (GO): lipid transport
Cellular component (GO): membrane
Molecular function (GO): lipid binding
Source: RefSeq, a predicted model, not a curated record